This is a messenger RNA of Salvelinus namaycush (lake trout), 2251 nucleotides long. Its product is annotated as ezrin-like. Gene Ontology annotation, cellular component: plasma membrane; cytoskeleton; apical part of cell. The transcript is spliced from 14 exons. NCBI's taxonomy places the organism in Eukaryota, Metazoa, Chordata, Actinopteri, Salmoniformes, Salmonidae. Gene Ontology annotation, biological process: positive regulation of protein localization to early endosome; regulation of organelle assembly; regulation of cell shape. Bases 389 to 2146 code for a protein of 585 amino acids. The record is from RefSeq and is a predicted model, not a curated record. Gene Ontology annotation, molecular function: actin binding; cell adhesion molecule binding.
GACCCAACCGCCACGGUGCGUCGGGAUGGCACUACAGCAGUAGUCAGCAGCCCGUUCUGUAGGGUGGAGCUUUUAACGACACUCCGUCUCAGGUAGGUCGUCGGCGUCAUCGAACAAGGUUAGGCUCUCCUCUGCUCUGGCAUUUUUAUGUAUCUGAUUAUGAGUCACAGACAUGAGUAGCCUACCACGUCAGUAUAAGUAAUCUUCACAGCCAAGUUCAGAGGACAGGCGCACCAACCGUUUCAGAGAGUGUCCGCGAGCAGAGAAGGACUAGCGUUCUUUAUCACGGACUGAGAGUUCCCCCAGAGAAGUUAACUACUACGAUCUCUUUCCGGUACUCUGGAGCCCACAUUCAGUCGCUAAACCUAAUACACCAUCCAGAACAAAGAUGCCUAAAACGGUCAAUGUCCGGGUCACCACCAUGGAUGCUGAGCUGGAGUUUUCCAUUCUUCCCAGCAUCACCGGCAAACAGCUGUUCGAACAGGUGUCCAGAACGGUCGGUCUGCGGGAGCUCUGGUACUUCGGCCUGCUGUUCGUUAACACCAAAGGGUUCCAAACAUGGCUGAAGUUUGAUAAAAAAGUGAUAGCCCAGGAAGUAAAGAAAGAGGUUCCUCUCCAGUUCCGUUUCCGGGCCAAGUUCUACCCAGAGGACGUGGCUGAGGAGCUGAUCCAGGAGAGCACCCAGAAACUGUUCUUCCUGCAGGUGAAGGAGGGCAUCAUAACUGAUGAGGUGUACUGCCCUCCAGAGUCUGCUGUUCUGCUGGCCUCCUACUCUGUACAGGCCAAGUUUGGAGACUUCAAUAAGGAGACACACCAGAAUGGUUACCUGGCCAAUGAACGCCUGCUGCCCAAGAGAGUGCUGGAUCAACACAAGCUGUCUAAAGAACAGUGGGAGCAGCGGAUCCAGACCUGGCACGAGGAACACAGAGCUAUGCUCAAGGAGGAUGCUAUGCUGGAGUAUCUAAAGAUCGCCCAGGACUUGGAGAUGUAUGGAGUCAACUUCUUUGACAUUAAGAACAGGAAGGGGACAGAGCUGUGGCUGGGGGUAGAUGCCCUGGGACUCAACAUCUACGAGAAAGACGACAGGCUGACUCCAAAGAUCGGGUUUCCCUGGAGUGAAAUUAGGAACAUUUCAUUCAAUGAUAAAAAGUUCAUCAUCAAGCCCAUUGAUAAGAAAGCUCCCGAUUUUGUGUUCUACGCCCCUCGGCCGGACAUGAAUAAGCGUAUCCUGGCUCUGUGCAUGGGGAACCAUGAGCUAUACAUGAAACGCAGGAAGCCGGACAACAUCGAGGUGCAGCAGAUGAAGACUAAGGCCAGGGAGGAGAAACACCAGAAACAGAUGGAAAGGGCCCAGCUGGAGAAUGAGAAGAAGAAACGGGAGGCCAUGGAGAAAGAGAAGGAUCAGAUGGAGAGAGAGAAGCAGGACUUGAUGCUGAGGCUGUACCAGUUUGAGGAGACAACCAAGAAGGCAGAGAGAGAACUGCAGGAGCAGCUGGAGAGAGCUAUCCGUCUGGAAGAGGAGAGGAGGAGGGUGGAGGAGGAUGCAGCCAGGCUGGAGGCUGAGAGACAGGUUGCUCUCCUGGCCAAAGAGGAGCUGGCCAGGCAGGCCGUGAUUCAGCUAGAGAGCCAGGAACAGCUGACUGCAGAGCUGGCAGAGUACACUGCUAAGAUCGCCCUGUUGGAGGAGGCCAAGAGGAUCCAGGAGGAAGAGGCCGAAACAUGGCAGAGCAGGGCUAAGGAGGUGCAGGAGGAUCUUCUGAAGACUAGGGAGGAGCUUCACCUGGUAAUGGCCGCCCCCGCUGCCAUCCCGGCCCCUCCCUCACCUGACAGCAGCCACAGCAGCCACAGCGACCAGGAGGAAAGCGAGGAGAACAGCACGUACAGCGCUGAGCUGCAGCAGCAGGACAUCAACGACCACCGGGAGGAGGAGGAGCGUGUCACCGAGGCCGAGAAGAACAAACGUAUUCAGGCACAACUAAUGUCCCUGAGUGCUGACCUGGCCGAGACCAGAGACGACACCAUGAAGACUCAGAACGACCUGCUACACACGGAGAACGUCCGCGCUGGCCGGGACAAGUACAAGACCCUGCGGCAGAUCCGUAUGGGCAACACCAAACAGAGAGUGGACGAGUUUGAAUCCUUGUAGACCACAGAGAGAGAGAGAGAGAGAGAGAUAGAGAGAGAGAUAGAUGGAGAGAGAGAGAGAGAGAGAGAGAGCGAGAGAGAGCGAGAGAGAUGGAGUAAGUGAGAG